AUGCAGGAAGAGAUGGAAAUGAAAGGCGGAAGUGCUGUACGAUUAGGGCCAGCAGAGAAUGGGCCUGGUGCUGGUAGCGUGGCCUAUCGCCAAAAGCAGCAAUUGGAGAGGUAUCUCAGCUUUUUCUCGUCACUCGCGUUCUCUGCAACGCUGCUUGCCUCUUGGGAGUCCGCCGGCGGCAGUUUACAGGCAGGGCUGCUCAACGGGGGCCCGGCAGCUAUCGUCUACGGCAUUAUUAUUAGCACGCUGGGUAACCUGGCCAUUGCAUGCUCUCUCGCCGAGCUCGCCUCUGUACACCCCACAGCCGGCGCCCAGUACCACUGGAGCUACCAUCUUGCUCCACGCUUCCGUCGCUUCAUCAGCUUCUUCCAAGGCUGGGUGACCGUCUUCUCCUGGUCCGCGCUCGUCUGCAUAUCGCCCUACUUCAUCGGUUCCCAGAUCCAGGGGAUGGUCGCUCUAGCACACCCAGAAUACGAGGUCGUGAGAUGGCGCAGCACACUGCUGAUGUGGGCAGUGGCCUUGAUUCCUAUCGUGAUUAACAUAUUUGCACGGCGCGUGCUGGGUGCCAUCGAGGUCGCCGCGGGCAUCAUGCACAUCGUCUUCCUGCCAGUAACCAUCGCCGUAUUUGUCAUUCUGGCCCCUCGCAACCCGAAUGAGUUCGUCUGGAAUACGUUUGUCAGUCUUGGUGGCUGGAAAAAUCCUGGCGUAGCAUAUUCGGUUGGUCUACUGGGGGUCAUUACGCCCUUGUCUGGCGUCGAUGGCGUAAUUCACAUGGCUGAAGAAGUCAAGAACGCCAAAACGGUCGUCCCGCGCUCUAUGAUCUAUGGCACCCUGAUCAACGGCAUCCUCGCCUUCGGCUACCUCAUCGCCAUCCUCUACUGUAUGGGUGACUAUAUGGAGGCACUGCAGAGCCCAACAGGUUACCCCAUUAUCACAAUUGCCUACCAAGCAACGGGCUCCAAAGCCGCCACGUUCGUCCUUAUGGCUAUGGGUAUGUUGCCGGGGUGGAUUGCGCUAUUCAAUGGUCUCGCAUCUGUGACCCGUCUAGCGUGGGCAUUUGCGCGUGAUAACGGUCUGCCGUUCUCUGACUUCUUUGCGCGCGUCGACCCCCGCUUCAAAAUCCCUAUCCGGGCUCUUUUCCUAGUUGCCUCCUGCAUUGUCGUGCUCUCAUUCAUCCAGAUCGGCUCCAGCACUGCAUUCAACGCUAUCCUCUCCCUCAGCACCUUGGGUCUCUACAUCUCCUACCUGAUCCCCCUGUGGCUGCUCGUCUACAAGCGACUCACAUCUCCCACUGAUAUACCAAAGGGGACGUUCAGUCUCGGAAAGCUGGGACUCCCCAUGAAUCUUUUAGCGAUUCUGUUUGCGACGUACUUUGUCAUCUUCCUUCCGUUUCCGCCACUUCUGCCGGUAACGGGGGAGAACAUGCAGUACGCGGGGCCGGUGCUAGGUUUUGUUAUGCUUUUUGCGAUUGGGGACUGGAUUGUUCGGGGACGACAUAGGUGGGAAGGCCCAACGGUUAGUUUGAGGGCGUAUGACAGGGAGUAA
Molecule: messenger RNA, 1545 nt
Organism: Aspergillus nidulans FGSC A4
Lineage: Eukaryota; Fungi; Ascomycota; Eurotiomycetes; Eurotiales; Aspergillaceae
Product: putative GABA permease
Exons: 5
Coding region: 1-1545 (514 amino acids)
Biological process (GO): transmembrane transport; amino acid transport
Cellular component (GO): membrane
Molecular function (GO): transmembrane transporter activity
Source: RefSeq, a predicted model, not a curated record